ACAUACCAUACCUAUGGAUUCAUCCAUUCUUCCUGCUCUGCUGAUUGCCCUGUUCAUACCCAUCCUCCUCCACCUUGUCACCCGAUUCAAGUACUCAUCCUACAAUCUCCCUCCAGGCUCACUUGGCUUCCCAUUCGUUGGCCAGAGCAUCUCCUUCCUCCGGGCCCUUCGCAGUAACACUGAUCACCAAUGGUACCAAGGCAGGAUCGGCAAGUAUGGUCCUGUGUCCAAGAUGUGGCUGUUUGGCUCACCUGCAGUCCUGAUGGCCGGACCUGCAGCCAACCGCUUCAUAUUCAGCAACAAGGACCUGCUCUUCACGGGGACAAGGUCGAUGAACCUCCUUAGCGGCCGGAAUAUACUGAUGCUCUCAGGCGAGGAGCUGAAGCAAGUCCGUGGCGCACUGCAGAAUUUCUUAAGCCCAGAAAUGGUAAUCAGGUAUGUCUCUAAGAUGGAUGAGGAAGUCAGGAGGCAUGUUAAGGUGAAUUGGGUUGGACACAAGACUGUCAAGGUUCUUCCUUUGGCAAAGAGGCUCACAUUGGACAUCAUCUGCUCGGUCAUCUUCGGACAAGAGGCAGGUUCUGUCAGAGAAGCCCUUGCCACCGACUUCCCGGCGAUGGUGAGGGCUGCGCUGUCGAUUCCAGUGAAGAUACCUUUCACCAGGUUCAGCAGGGGCCUGAGUGCGAGCCAAAGGAUCAGGAAGUUGCUCAGGGGGAUCGCUCGUGAGAGAGAGACGCUCUUGCAGCAGCAGCAGGCUCAUGGCGCUUCAGCAGCUGACGAUUUCUUCACAUACAUGCUCGCCUUGCGUGCUGAAGGUGCGCACUCGCUCACGGUCGAGGACAUCGUGGACAACGCGAUCUUCCUUCUGAUCGCAGGCUAUGAGACGACAUCUGUUCUAAUCACAUUCAUGCUCUGGCACCUGGACAAGGAGCCAGAAGUCCUUUCCAAGAUAACUGAGGAGCAAGAUGAGAUUGCCAGGAACAAGGGACCUGAGGAUGCUCUAACCUGGGAUGAUGUUUCAAGGAUGAAGUACACAUGGAAGGUGGCAAUGGAGACAGUGCGAACAAUCCCUCCAAUUUUUGGGAGCUUCAGAACAGCUACCAGAGACAUCGAAUACCAGGGCUAUCACAUUCCAAAAGGUUGGAUGGUAUUCACAGCCCAAUCUGUUACACAUUUGGAUGCAAAUAUUUUCCCUGAGCCAAGCAAUUUCGACCCUGCUCGAUUCGAGAACAACUCUUCGAUUCCUCCUUAUUGCUUUGUGCCAUUUGGGGGAGGUCCAAGAAUGUGUCCUGGAAACGAGUUUGCAAGGACUGAGACAUUGGUGACCAUGCACUCCUUGGUGACACAGUUCAGGUGGAAGCUGUGCUGCAAGGAAGAAAGCUACAAGAAAGAUCCGUCUCCGACGCCUCUUCUUGGACUCCCAGUUGAACUGGAGCCGAGAUGCCUCCCUGAAAAUGCUCAUGCUUAAAAAUUGCUUCAUGUCCGUGCAUUUUGAGUUUAUGCUAUUUGCAGUUAGCCAGAGAGAAUCAUGGAGUAAUGCAGUACAAAUCCAAGAACUGACAAGAAUUCAAGUCCAAAUUCAAUCCUUAGAUUGAGAAAAACAAAAGCAAAUCUAUAUGAACAAUAUAGACACUAUCUAUAUUCGGAUUCUCCAACUUUUGUUAUACAUAUGUAGAUUAAAUUUAAACUGGCGUGUUCGAGGGGUAUGAAUAAUGUUAUGAUCUACGGUGUUGGCACUUUUCACAAAUUGUAACGUGAUGACUAUUCAAGUAGCAUGCAAGGAUGACAGUA
Messenger RNA from Oryza sativa Japonica Group (Japanese rice), 1788 nucleotides. RefSeq names its product beta-amyrin 28-monooxygenase. Gene Ontology annotation, molecular function: iron ion binding; heme binding; monooxygenase activity. Lineage: Eukaryota; Viridiplantae; Streptophyta; Magnoliopsida; Poales; Poaceae. Gene Ontology annotation, biological process: sterol metabolic process. The record is from RefSeq and is a predicted model, not a curated record.